GGCGGGGGCCCCGGCCGCCGCCGCCACUGCCGUCGGGGAAGGUCCCAGCGCAGUCAUGGCCUGGCGCGGCGCCCGUCGGGGUCCGAGCCCCCCGCGCCCCGCGCAGUAGCCCCUCGGAGAGGCGGCCCCCACUGUGCCGACGGCGCAGACGGCCGGGCGGGCGGCAUGGAGGAGGCGCACCUGCUCCCGGCCGCCGACGUGCUGCGCCGCUUCUCGGUGACGGCCGAGGGCGGCCUGAGCGCGGAGCAGGUGACCUGCGCGCGGGAGCGCUACGGCCCUAACGAACUCCCGACUGAGGAAGGGAAGUCCCUGUGGGAGCUCGUGCUGGAACAGUUCGAGGACCUCCUAGUUCGAAUCCUGCUGCUGGCCGCCCUGGUCUCCUUCGUCCUGGCCUGGUUUGAGGAGGGCGAGGAGACCACGACAGCCUUCGUGGAGCCCCUGGUCAUCAUGCUGAUCCUUGUGGCCAAUGCGAUCGUGGGCGUGUGGCAGGAACGCAACGCAGAGAGUGCCAUCGAGGCCCUCAAGGAGUAUGAACCUGAGAUGGGCAAGGUGAUACGCGCGGACCGCAAGGGUGUGCAACGCAUCCGUGCCCGGGACAUCGUCCCUGGAGACAUCGUGGAAGUGGCAGUGGGAGACAAAGUGCCUGCCGACCUCCGUCUCAUCGACAUCAAGUCCACCACGCUGAGAGUGGACCAGUCCAUCCUGACCGGUGAAUCUGUGUCUGUGACCAAGCACACGGACGCCAUCCCAGACCCCAGAGCUGUCAACCAGGACAAGAAGAACAUGCUGUUUUCUGGCACCAACAUUGCAUCGGGCAAGGCGGUGGGUGUGGCAGUGGCCACGGGCCUGCACACGGAGCUGGGUAAGAUCCGCAGUCAGAUGGCCGCCGUGGAGCCAGAGCGGACGCCCCUGCAGCAGAAGCUGGACGAGUUUGGGCGGCAGCUGUCUCGCGCCAUCUCCGUGAUCUGCAUGGCCGUGUGGGUCAUUAACAUUGGUCACUUUGCCGAUCCCGCCCACGGCGGCUCCUGGCUUCGAGGUGCUGUCUACUACUUCAAAAUCGCUGUGGCCCUGGCUGUGGCUGCCAUUCCCGAGGGGCUCCCGGCUGUCAUCACUACUUGCCUAGCACUGGGCACGCGGCGCAUGGCCCGUAAGAACGCCAUUGUGCGGAGUCUGCCCUCUGUGGAGACCCUGGGCUGCACCUCGGUGAUCUGCUCAGACAAGACGGGCACGCUCACCACCAAUCAGAUGUCGGUCUGCCGGAUGUUCGUGGUAGCCGAGGCCGGAGCGGGUACCUGCCGUUUGCACGAGUUCACCAUCUCAGGCACCACGUAUGCCCCGGAGGGCGAAGUGCGUCAGGGAGAGCGGCGAGUGCGCUGCGGGCAGUUUGAUGGGCUGGUGGAGCUGGCGACCAUCUGUGCCCUGUGCAAUGAUUCAGCGCUGGACUACAACGAGACCAAGGGUGUGUAUGAAAAGGUGGGAGAAGCCACGGAGACAGCCCUGACCUGCCUGGUGGAGAAGAUGAAUGUUUUUGACACGGACCUGCAGGCUCUCUCCCGGGUGGAGCGAGCUGGCGCCUGCAAUGCGGUCAUCAAGCAGCUGAUGCAGAAGGAGUUCACCCUGGAGUUCUCCCGAGACCGGAAGUCCAUGUCAGUGUACUGCACGCCCACCCGCCCUGGCCUGGCGGCCCAGGGCAGCAAAAUGUUUGUGAAGGGGGCUCCUGAGAGUGUGAUUGAGCGCUGCAGCUCGGUCCGUGUGGGGAGCCGCACAGUACCCCUGGACACCACCUCCAGGGAGCAGAUCCUGGCCACGGUCAAGGAUUGGGGCUCAGGUUUGGACACGCUGCGCUGCUUGGCACUGGCCACCCGCGACAUGCCCCCGAGGAAGGAGGACAUGCAACUGGAUGACUGCAGCAAGUUUGUGCAGUACGAGACGGACCUGACCUUCGUGGGCUGCGUGGGCAUGCUGGACCCUCCGAGGCCCGAGGUGGCUGCCUGCAUCGCACGCUGCCACCAGGCAGGCAUCCGUGUGGUCAUGAUCACAGGGGACAACAAAGCCACAGCCGUGGCCAUCUGCCGCCGGCUUGGCAUCUUCGAGGACACAGAGGACGUGGGGGGCAAGGCCUACACGGGCCGCGAAUUCGAUGACCUCAGCCCCGAGCAGCAGCGCCACUCCUGCCGCACGGCCCGCUGCUUUGCCCGGGUGGAGCCCGCCCACAAGUCCCGCAUUGUGGAGAACCUGCAGUCCUUUAAUGAGAUCACUGCCAUGACAGGAGACGGAGUGAAUGAUGCCCCAGCCCUGAAGAAAGCAGAGAUCGGCAUUGCCAUGGGCUCUGGCACGGCCGUGGCCAAGUCAGCGGCGGAGAUGGUACUCUCAGACGACAACUUUGCCUCCAUCGUGGCUGCAGUAGAGGAGGGCCGGGCCAUCUACAGCAACAUGAAGCAAUUCAUCCGCUACCUCAUCUCCUCCAACGUUGGCGAGGUUGUCUGCAUCUUCCUCACAGCCAUUCUGGGCCUGCCCGAAGCCCUGAUCCCUGUGCAGCUCCUCUGGGUGAACCUGGUGACCGAUGGCCUACCUGCCACAGCCCUGGGCUUCAACCCACCAGACCUGGACAUUAUGGAGAAACGGCCCCGAAACCCUCGAGAGGCCCUCAUCAGUGGCUGGCUACUCUUCCGAUAUCUGGCUAUUGGAGUGUAUGUCGGCCUGGCCACAGUGGCUGCUGCCACCUGGUGGUUCCUGUAUGAUGCCGAGGGACCGCAGGUCACCUUCUACCAGCUGAGGAACUUCCUGAAGUGCUCCGAGGACAACCCGCUCUUUGACGGCAUUGACUGCGAGGUCUUUGAGUCACGCUUCCCCACGACCAUGGCUUUGUCUGUGCUGGUGACCAUUGAGAUGUGCAAUGCCCUGAACAGCGUCUCGGAGAACCAGUCACUGCUGCGGAUGCCACCCUGGCUGAACCCCUGGCUGCUGGCGGCCGUGGCCAUGUCCAUGGCCCUGCACUUCCUCAUUCUGCUUGUGCCGCCCCUGCCUCUCAUCUUCCAAGUGACCCCACUGAACGGGCGCCAGUGGGUGGCGGUGCUCCAGAUAUCGCUGCCUGUCAUCCUGCUCGACGAGGCUUUCAAGUACCUCUCCCGGAAGCACGUGGACGCCUGUCGCAACGCAGGCACUCUCAGGACGGCCUCCCAGACACAGACUGGGCAGCCGCUGACUGCCUCCUCUGGGACCCCAGACCACACUGGAAGACAAGGACCAGAAGUGAGUGCGGGGAGCAGAGUGGAGUCCCCAGCGUGUACCUCAGAGUGACGGUGCCCAAGCGUUCACCUCCGCCCCCACCCCCACCCGCCUGCACACUCGCCUGCUUGCUCACCGGGCUCACCGCCAGGCCUGGCCUGGGGUCUCCGUUCCCACUCCCGCCUGCCUGGGGGCUCUGUGAUUCAGGUCUCUGGGCUCUAGUCCAGGAUCUGCAGCCUGCGAGGGGCCUGCCCGGAGGCUGGAGCUGGCCCGGAGCCCUCCUCCCCAGAUCCUCAAGCACACACACUCACGCUCCCAGCACUUCCCUGCUUGGAGGCGGGGCAUGCCCUUAGCGACCUGCAGGCGUGUCUACACUGAUGGAGUUCUGGGAACCACUCUGAUCUCACAGUUAGUGAGUGCCUGGUCUGGGGCCUGGUCGGCCCCAGGGUGAAGAGGGGACAUCCGGACCCAGCCGUGCACACGAGGACAGACAGCCCCUUCCAUUCCACUCCGCUUCCUCGGAACCGACUCACGAGGGCUUGAGCCUGUUUCUGUUUAUCCAUGCAGGGAGCUGAAGACUCACAGAGAGGGCACGGUGGGGGAGGGGGGCUGGGCAGGGAUCCCCCUUUCCUGGGAAAUGGCCAGCCUGCCCGCCUCAGCUCCAGACUCAGGGUUCUCUGUUCCGAGCAAACGAAACAUGCCAUCUCUGCGUUGCCUGCCCUACCAAGCAGAGGAUGGAGUUGCCUUCUGUGUUCCUGCCGCCUGAGACCCGAGACCUCCUUGGGAUCGCUGAACACUGUGCCCUGCCACCCAGCCCAGGGCUCCGCCAUCUCCAACUCUGCAUGGCCGGGUGGUCCUUGGCCUUAGUCUUUGCCCCUGCCCCCACCCCCAGCCCCGCACACCCAUGAGCCAAAAGGGUGUCUGUCUAAGACACCUUAGACAGGUGUCAUAGCUAAGAAUGGCUGGUUAUCAAGGGCACAUUCCCUCCCUCUGUCCUUGCUGGAGGGACCCACGUGCACCUGCAUCACCUCCCUGGAGGGAAGAGAGCGUUCGAGGGACACACAUGUUUCUCUCCACUCAUUUUUUGCCCCUCCGGCAAAGAUUAGCUUGAUACAGAAGAAGCAGUGAGCAAUGACUGCGUCCUCGCCCCUCCUCGAGAGUGUACAGAGUGAUGAUUUUAUAUGUAAAUCAAGACCCACAUCCUGUCCUGGUCCCCAGAAUCAAAAGCCCCCUCGGCCUGCCUUACAGACAAAUGGGCUCAACAUUCAGUGGCCUCUCCCCCUAGCCUUUGCCCUCCCUUCUCUUGAAAGUGAGAGAACCGAGUCUCCCUGUCUUUGUAGGGGAGGAGGGCGGUGCCGGGGGGCAGGGGCCUGUACCCACCUGCUGACCUGCAGUCUGCUACAGAAAUAAAGGCCGGGUGUCUGGA
Cervus elaphus (red deer) is the source of this 4654-nucleotide messenger RNA. RefSeq names its product ATPase sarcoplasmic/endoplasmic reticulum Ca2+ transporting 3 (gene ATP2A3). The coding region runs from base 166 to 3300 and encodes 1044 amino acids. Gene Ontology annotation, cellular component: membrane. The record is from RefSeq and is a predicted model, not a curated record. Gene Ontology annotation, biological process: intracellular calcium ion homeostasis; calcium ion transmembrane transport. The transcript has 22 exons. Gene Ontology annotation, molecular function: ATP hydrolysis activity; P-type calcium transporter activity; ATP binding. NCBI's taxonomy places the organism in Eukaryota, Metazoa, Chordata, Mammalia, Artiodactyla, Cervidae.